AAGCAUGACAAGUGAAAGAGAGAGCGAGAGGGCAGAAGGAGGGAGAAGAGGCUGAAGGAAAGAAUGAAAAAAGAAGCAGAAAGAACAUUUUAACCCUUAUUUUCCAGCUGUCAGUGUCUUUUCUGUCCAUGUUUUGGGACUUAAAGCUGAUGAUUUGGAUGACCGAAUAAUUUCACCUUGUGUUUCUGACAACAUGCUGCACGUGUCAUGAUGGAAAAAUUUUCCUGAGGAAGGUUUUUCCCUCUAAAUCUACACUCAUGCGGAUCUGGUUUUUCUCACCUGAAACAGGUAACCAUGAGGCAGGACAACGAUACUCGUCUUUCACCAUCUUACAUGAUAUCGUCCAAUGAAAGCAUUGACAGCAUCGUCCACAACACGCCCACCACUGCUAUCGGCGCUCUCAUCCUAACCCUCGUCUUUCUCUUGGGCGUCCCUGGGAACCUCUUCAUCAUCUGGAGCAUCCUAGCUCGUACUCGCAAGCAUUCCGUCACCACCCUGCUCAUCCUCAACUUAGCCAUCGCCGACGGCUCUCUGAUGGCUCUCACCCCGUUCUUCAUCACCUAUCUUGUGAUGAAGAGCUGGAUAUUUGGGAAUGUGAUGUGCAAGAUCCUCUUCUACCUCUGUCUGGCUAACAUGUACGCGUCCAUCCAGCUCAUCAUGCUAAUGAGCCUCUACAGGCUGGUGGCGGUGCGGUGGCCACAGCGCGUCACUGCCUUCACUCGUCGUAAAACUGUUAUGCGUGUGUUGGUGGUGGUGUGGGUGCUGGUGAUGGUGGUGUCAGCACCCGCCGUCAUCUUCAGGGAAAACAGGAUGCAGGGGGGGCGCUGGGUCUGCGAUUCCUUCCAUGACGAAGAGACCCAUGUUGUCAUCCAGUACAUGCUGGAGCUUGUGUUGGGGUUUGUUAUACCCUACAGCAUCAUUGUAGGCAGCUACAUCUGCAUCCUGCAGCGCAUCCGACAGACCAAGUUCCGCCGUCGGGUCCGCAGUGAGAAGCUCAUCCUGGCCAUCGUGGUGACCUUCUGCCUGUUUUGGCUGCCUUAUCAUCUCAUCAACAUGGUGCAAAUUACUGAGGCUUUGUGUCCAGAGGGUCCAGCAAAAGACUUGCUGAAGAAAAUAUGGCACCGGAGCCGAGCUGUCACUUCAUCUUUGGCGUUUAUCAGCAGUUGUGCCAACCCAGUGCUGUACACGUUUGCAGGAAAGUCCUACAUCCGCCGGGAAGGGCUGGCGUUCAUGGCCCGUUUGUUUGAGGGCACGGCUCUGGAGUCAGGGACGAGGAAAAGCCGCCAGAACAGCCAGAACAGUCGGGAAAAAGAUAAAGAUGCAGACAGCGUCAUGCUUAAGGACAGAGACACAGAGUCUGUUAUAAACAUGAACUGUGUCAUCAAACCAGUGAAGAAUGGCAAGUAGAGCGCGCCACAGGCCUUUCAAGUGAUACAGUCCCAAGAGUUUCCAAGGACCUUUCAAAAGAUGUGCACAAAAUGUGACGGUGAAUGUUGGAGACAUUCAAGACGGUAACGCCUCACAAAAACCUAGUUUGUUAAACUGAUACAUUGUUCGGACAACACCAAUCACGUUAACUCAGGGUCGCUUCCUUUUCCCAAGAAACAAAGCUCAUUUUAUUUCAACAGCUGCCCUUAAAACUAAAAGGUGGCGCUAUGUUUACUGUACAUUUUUACUGAUAUGCCAC
Messenger RNA from Thalassophryne amazonica, 1687 nucleotides. RefSeq names its product leukotriene B4 receptor 2a (gene ltb4r2a). Gene Ontology annotation, biological process: complement receptor mediated signaling pathway; inflammatory response; positive regulation of cytosolic calcium ion concentration. Gene Ontology annotation, molecular function: leukotriene receptor activity; complement receptor activity. The transcript is spliced from 6 exons. NCBI's taxonomy places the organism in Eukaryota, Metazoa, Chordata, Actinopteri, Batrachoidiformes, Batrachoididae. Gene Ontology annotation, cellular component: plasma membrane. The record is from RefSeq and is a predicted model, not a curated record. The coding region runs from base 295 to 1407 and encodes 370 amino acids.